Molecule: messenger RNA, 708 nt
Organism: Gracilinanus agilis (Agile Gracile Mouse Opossum)
Lineage: Eukaryota; Metazoa; Chordata; Mammalia; Didelphimorphia; Didelphidae
Gene: CLDN16
Product: claudin 16
Exons: 5
Coding region: 1-708 (235 amino acids)
Biological process (GO): bicellular tight junction assembly; cell adhesion
Cellular component (GO): plasma membrane; bicellular tight junction
Molecular function (GO): structural molecule activity
Source: RefSeq, a predicted model, not a curated record
AUGAGGGACCUUCUCCAGUAUGUAGCGUGUUGUCUGGCAUUUUUCUCCGCUGGGUUUUUGAUUGUGGCCACCUGGACAGACUGUUGGAUGGUGAAUGCGGAUGACUCCCUGGAGGUGAGCACAAAGUGCCGAGGCCUCUGGUGGGAGUGUGUCACAAAUGCUUUCGACGGCAUUCGAACCUGUGAUGAGUAUGACUCUAUACUGGCUGAGCACCCCUUGAAGCUGGUGGUAACGCGGGCACUGAUGAUCACAGCAAACAUCCUGGCUGCCCUUGGAUUCCUCUCCCUGCUGCUUGGGUUACACUGUGUGAAAUUCCUUCCUAAUGAACCUCUCAUCAAAGUCCGCAUCUGCUUUGUAGCAGGAAUCUUGCUGGUGAUAGCAGGUGUUCCUGGGAUUGUUGGCUCUGUGUGGUAUGCCAUUGAUGUGUAUGUGGAGCGCACCUCUCUGGUUUUACACAAUAUAUUCCUGGGCAUCCAAUACAAGUUUGGAUGGUCAUGUUGGCUUGGGAUGGCAGGGGCCUUGGGAUGUUUUUUGGCUGGAGCAGUCCUCACUUGCUGUUUAUACCUAUUUAAAGAUUUGGGACCAGAGAGGAGCUAUGCUUAUUCCAUAAGGAAGGCCUACUCCCAUGCUGGGAUGUCAAUGGCUAAGUCAUAUGUCCCCACUCGAACAGAGACUGCCAAAAUGUAUGCUGUGGACACAAGAGUGUGA